AUGUCAUUCCACUCUCGUUCUGCGUCCAUCGCGUCGGAGCGAUCGACCGCAGCGAGUGACUACAUACCCCGGACGCUCGAGGAUGUGCGCGAGAAUGCGGCGCGGGAGGUAGCGAUGCGGGCCACCGCCCAUAGAAGGACGGUCGAUGGCGUGAGGAUGGGGGUGCUAGUGGUCAUGGCCAAGGCAGAUGAAGUGGACUUUCUGGCACGGGUGGCGGACCGAAUACGCGAAGAGCACUUACUGAAGAACGAAUUUGUUUUUGCAGUCGCGACAUCUGGCACGCCGAUCCGGCCAAACAAGACGAAUACACUCAUGAUAUGCGGCUCUCCCGAGCACUACGUCCAACGAGCUGUCCUACUCGCCUCAUCCAAGCUGAUCGGACGCGUGAUGGGGACGACGAACGAGGGCCACAUGUGGCUUGCCUCCGUGAAGCGGAUCACCUCCUCUGGCCCGACCAGCCCCUCCACCGACGAAGCCGCGCUUUGGGACGUGCUCGUCAAGUCCUCCCGCCAGCCAAUCGACCCGCUAAACCGCCCGCCAGGCUGCCUCAGCGCCGCCACCCGCCUCGCGCUCGCGCAAAGCAAACUGGAGCGUCUCACACCGCAAAUGGCACUAAACGAGCUGCGCACACCGUCCGGCUUUCGUGGGGUGCAGGCCCCCACCUUCCUCGUCGACAUCCGCUCGCUCUCCGAGCGCGAGCGCAGUCACGGGGCCGGAAUACAUGGCUCCCUCACUGUCGAGCGCAACCAGCUCGAGUGGCUCUUCGAUCCCCAGAGCGAGGAACGGCUCGCCAUUGCUGAUCGAUAUGACCUCCGUGUUAUCCUGUUUGACGAGGAUGGCAGAGCAAGCAGUUUGGCCGCGGUCGCGCUGCAGGAGAUCGGACUGUUGAACGCGACAGAUAUAGUUGGCGGCUUUCGCGCAUGGAUCGAGGCCGAUUUGCCGGGCGAUAUUACAGGCAUGGAGGAUGAAGAUGAUUUACAUUCGGAGCCGUCUGUAAUUCAGAUACUGGGUUGA
Molecule: messenger RNA, 1014 nt
Organism: Mycena indigotica
Lineage: Eukaryota; Fungi; Basidiomycota; Agaricomycetes; Agaricales; Mycenaceae
Product: Rhodanese domain-containing protein
Exons: 2
Coding region: 1-1014 (337 amino acids)
Source: RefSeq, a predicted model, not a curated record